AUGUCAAAUAACGCGAUUCAUAAAUAUUUUAAUCAAAAAUAUACCAAGUGGUGUAUAAAUGAGUUCCUAAAAGAAUGCGACGAAGAAUUGUUCCAAGUAAAAAUAGAUAUAUAUCUAAAAAGUCUUCAGAACGUCGUUGAAAUUUGUAAGGGAAAACAGCGUGAAAAGGCACAACAACUACUCGAUAGAUAUAAAAACCCUUUUAGUCGAGCCACAAAACCAGUGUUAGGGCACAGGCAAUCUUUUAGGUUCACGGCCCGAUCACAAAGUAGCGAAAAUGUGGGAGCAGAAUCGUUUGCAAAAGAUACAUAUCCACAAGCCGAAAUUUACGAAUUAUGA
Molecule: messenger RNA, 339 nt
Organism: Diversispora eburnea
Lineage: Eukaryota; Fungi; Glomeromycota; Glomeromycetes; Diversisporales; Diversisporaceae
Source: the annotation of a GenBank genome assembly